AUGGAAUUCCAUGCUGACUGGUGGGGACUGUAUCGGCCAGGACUUCUUGGCCAAGCACUCAUAACUCGAAGGAGGGGGUAAGAUUAGUUCUUUCUUCUCCUUUUGUCCUCACCUGACCUUCCACUUGAGCCCAAUCACGGGACUCUUCACCAAGCCGCUUCUCUCUCGCUGUGACCUAUUUGGGCCCUUAUAAAUUCCUGGUUUGUUUACAUUAACAUAAUCGUUGAUUUCUUCCGUUAAUGCGUCCUUUUUAUAUUAACAUGGGUGUUAUUAUCCUCAGAGGAAUAUUUCCAUAAACAAAACUGUUUUCCUCAUUGUUUGGGGAUGUUUUCUAAGUUCAAGUUUUCAGAAGUGAGGAAAAAUUAGACAAACGGGGUUAUUUACAAAAAACACUCUAGUUACGUAAUCGUUUUGUCGGAUCUCUGCUCCUGAUAGGCCGUUGAUCUGUUCGGGGGUCUUACUAUUUUGGGAUUUGGUGUUAUUAUACGAAAUAGGUUGGAACCUCUAUAUAUUUCUAGAUAAGUAUCUCAAAAUUUCAAAUAAGGCGGUUUGGUCUGUUUGAAUUUUUAAUGGCCUAAGAGCAGACAUGUCAAUUGGGCCGGGAUUUUUGCUCUUGGGGGGUCGAAGCCCGGUCCGGUAAAAAAGUAGGAAAAUUUUCAAUUCAAAAAAUAAAGAACUUAUUUUUUACAAAAAAAUUUUUAAUUGGGUUUGGGAACCGGUUCGCAACCGGGCUUUGGCCGGCACGGUUGCCAUGCCUGCCUGAGGGGAUCAAGAAAUUUCAGGUGGGAUGCCAUUAUCUCCCUGCUUAAUCCAGGAAACCAGUUUACUCAAUGUGACUUUAAUCCCCUUUGCUGUUAUGAGCCUUUUUCGGGAUUAAAAUAGUGUUCUGUGGGUACCGAAGCGAUCUCUUUUAUGCUGUUUUAUUUCAAAAAAUGCAAAAAAAAUCGUAAGAAACAUGGACGUGUUUAUGUUUUUGAUUUGCUCCGCCUUUUACAGCCGACGUUCUGAGCCGUCAAGCUCUUUUUUCUGGUCAAUUUUUAUUUUGUCCAUGCCCCGAGAUCAAGAAGACUCUCUGUUUUCUGGCAAAUUGAUCGGUUUGGACCAAACGACAAGUGCAUUUGAUUUGUAGUGUGGGUAAUGUGUUUCCGACUGUAGAUCUCGUGUUUACGGCCCAUUUUGCAGCGAUUUUUGGUCUGAUGAAUUGAUUUCUCCUGCCUUCGCCCCCUCCGAAUGGGUCAUUUCGGGCGCCGCGUAAUAAACGGACAAUCGAGAACGGACCGUCGAGGCGGAGAGGGGCAACGCGUCUUGGUCUCGCUCGGCUUUUAUUCUCGUUUUGUGUUAUCCAUGGGAGCGAGGACUGUCGGCGUUUACAAUCGCGCAGUGACAGUCGAAAUGUUUUCCGGGAUAUAGUGGUCUUGGGGAAGUGGGGAGCAGGACUCGUUGAUUUGUGAUGCAAUUGCCUUGUUUACAUCAUUUUCCUCUCUCUUGCGUCAAAUUUUUCUUAAAAUUGAUUAGAUUUUCUUGAUUUUUUACUGUCGUUCGUUUCUUUACCGAAACAAAUCAUGUUUUCCCUGGCCCUCUGCAGUUAAUGUAGAUUUCUGGCGUUAUACUUAUUCCGACCCACUUCUCUCACCGGUUUUACGACUUUCAUUGAUCCUAUCCAUUUUCAGACGCGCCCACACCAGAAAAAUCAGGCGACUUCCGAGUGACGUCGACCGAGAUCUCGACGUCCAAGGUCUGCCAGCCACUCCCGAGACGACUUCCACCUCAUUCUUCAACAUACGGUCCCAUCGUUGCUGAACUUUCGCCUCUGUUCGUCGUAGACGUCAGGGCCCAACGCGCCGCAAACAUCCGCGCACCCUCCAAUCCCAUCGACAAGUUGAACUCGGCGAGCUUUUUGCCUCGAUUCGAGAUUCCAAUGGACACCAAUUUCAAGUAAGUUGUGUAGAAUAUUGCUUUUGGACAUUUGGCAUCACACAUUUAAGUGUUUUAGAUAUGAAUUUUUUUUUUGCAAUUUUUGAUCAAGUUGUGCUUUCAGAACAACUGAAAUGGACUUGAAACGUCGCUCCCGCGUGGAACGUUUCAUCAUCGGGGAUUCGGACACGGAAAGCGAGUCAGGCCACGAGCCAAGACGUCGUCGUCUCUCCUCAUCCGACCUGUCGGACGAGGACGAUCAUUCGGUGGUCGGUGGAGCUCCAACAACUCUCGACUUCGAACUUGAUGAGGACCUUCAAGAGGUCCAAACUAAGCCCGUCGCCGCCUUUUUCAUCGAGGACGACGACGAGGAGGAUGAGUCGAGGCCGGCGCUCAACGAACAACAUCAACUGGUGCCGUUGAGACCUCUGGGCAUCGGCCAGAAUCCCGUGUUGAAGGCGCAGAAACAUCGUCAACGUAGAAAUCGAUUCUCCGGUGGGUUCUUUUGAUUAGUUAUACUGGGGGUUUGUGUUUUUUUACUGAGAUUGACGCUAUUUUUGAGCCAAACGUUAUAUUGGGCACGUUGUUUUCCAGAAAUUUUUGGCCGGGAUUCCCUCGAAUUUUCUAUUCCUGACCCCGUUAUUAGCAUGACGCAACGCUGUCAGUCCCCGGCCCACCGCCUCGAGGUCUUCAAUUGUCCAAAAACAUAUUUGCUAAGCCGGGAAAGUGCUGGGCUUUGUUGUUUUCACCCCCUUUCCUGGACUAUGGUAGUUUUCAAAGGGAGGAUUUGAGUGUUUACAAUUGGGAACGCUGGCAGAACGUUCUCUCUUCCCGCAGUCGUCCUUUUUUUGAAACGUUCUGUCCUCGAAAACAUCUUAGCCCACCUUUUUUUGCUAUUCAAAUGGAAGAAAAUCCACCGAAAAUAACAAAAAAAAAACGCAUUCAGCAAGAGGGAUUCCUUGCCAAAAGGCAAACAAGAUACUGUAACGUACAAAAGUCAUUUAAUAAGCCAACAGAGAAUUAAAGAGUCUGUUUUUAUUUAUUUCGAAGGACUUCUGCACAAAUUCUUCGAUAAAAUUAGCUUUUUCGAAUGAAUUCGAUUAAAAAGUUGAGCUAGAAUAGUGUAACGUUAAACUUUUAAUCUCAAAAGCUCUCAACCACAUCCAAAAGUUUGUAUGUCGCCGGCAUGUGUCAAAGUGCCCCUAUUCUUACUGUAAUGUAGUGUGAACCGAUUGUUUUCGUGCAAAAAACAAGGCCAUAUCUGAUUCUUUCAUUACUCCCGAAUGUUUUUUAUUUUUUUUUUUUGUUUUGCUGUAAACUCUCCCAUUUCUCACCCCGGCCUACGGUAACAUAAGGUUUUAGAAGAGAGAAAGUGCAUUUCUCCUUGUUUUGGUCAGAGCCGCGGCCUUUUCCUUUCCCUUUUCUCGAGUCACAAGACUUGGUUCUCUCUGUCAUUCAGGGCUCCUCGGGCCCCACGCUCCCUCGUUUCUCAUCUGUUACAGAGAUCUUCAGCCUUUGAGAUAGGGAAAGAAAGGAAAUGCUGUUUGUCUGACAAAAGUCUCGAAUCAAUGCAAAGGUCCUGUUUCUCAGAGUUUUUUUUUGUUUAAACUUGGCUUUUGACCCGCCAGUCAUUUCUCCCUGGUGGGAGACGGUAGAGAAAAAGACAAUACAAAAAAACGAAAGAAAUCGCGUGACCCUCCGAGCCCGCGCCCUUCUUCCUUUUGUGCAGCGAAAAUAAAACAAAAAUAAUUUGAAUAGCAAUUACAAUAUAAAAGAGAGCAGAGAUUAAAAAAGAAACCAAUCACAAAGUAAUUGAUGGGAGAAAGUAAAUUGCAGUGACAUAUGACAAUAAACGUCAUUGAGUGUAAUAUCAGUAAAUAAACACAGCUUUGCAGAUUUCUACCGCCUAGCCAACGAUCAUCUGGGUUCGGGAGCCUAUGCCUCGGUCCGCACUGGUAUCUGCAUUGAGACCGGCAAAGAGUACGCGGUGAAGGUGGUCAACAAACAUGAGCCUGGGCACACCCGAUCUCGGAUCCUGAGAGAAGUCGAGAUCUUCAAGAUGUGUGCCAACCAUCCCAACAUCGUCCAGAUGGUCGAGGUAGGCUUGAAAUAACUUGAAGAAAAACAUUGGAAAUGCUUUUCAUGUUUAAUUAAUGUUUUUUAGUGGUUCGAGGACGAAGAUACCUUCUACAUGAUCUUCGAGAAGAUGCGCGGAGGUCCUCUGCUCAACCACAUCCAACGCAAGGUCUGUUUCACGGAACAAGAAGCCUCCAUGGUCACCCGCGACAUCGCCAACGCUCUCAAACACCUCCACGAACGCGGGAUCGCUCAUCGGGAUGUGAAGCCGGAGAAUAUCUUGUGCACUGACCUCGACCGGGUCAGUCCCGUCAAGCUAUGUGAUCUCGACCUGGCCUCCAAACCCUCCAUCAACAAGAUCCGCAAGCAAUCCCGCACUCUCCACAACGUGCAAUCCGAGCCCGAUCUGGCCAGUCCAGUGGGUUCGGCCGAAUUCAUGGCACCAGAAGUGGUGGAUGCGUUUGUUGGGGAUGCUCUCAAAUACGACAAGCGAUGUGACAUGUGGAGUUUGGGGGUCAUUAUCUACAUUAUGCUCUGUGGGUACACCCCAUUCUAUGGAGAAUGCGAACGCGAAAACUGCGGUUGGGAUCAAGGGCAGCCAUGCACCGACUGCCAGGAAAGUCUCUUCCAUCGAAUCCAACGAGGAGACUUCGAUUUCCCCGAGGAAGAUUGGGCCAACAUCUCCGUGGAAGCCAAGGAUCUCAUCUCCCACCUGUUGGUGAAGAAUGUUCGUCUUCGUUACACCGCCACCGAUGUUCUCAAACACAAAUGGGUCUGUGGGGGAGCACCGGAGACUCCGCUUCAGACUGCUAACAACCUCUUCCGCAAUGAUUCGGCCAGAGAUGUUCAUCAGAUGAACGAGCAUUUCAAUGUAAUGAACAGAUUGACCGCUGUCAGAUUGAGCGCUCGGUUGGAGGAGACUGUCCCUGAUCUCGGGUCGUCUCCCGAAACGGAACUUGUUCUCAGUGAGAAUGUAGAUGAAAGUGAAGAAGAAAAGGGUAUUGAAGUGAGUGAUUAGUUGUAGUGUGAUGCUAUGUUUGGAAUCUGGGUUUGCUAAAUGAGUUGAUUUUAGAAUGCGGAGAACACUGAGAACGUCCCGAUUGAAGUCCCGCCACCGAUUGCAAAGUCUCCGGAUGUGUUCGAACAGUCUGAUCUUCCUCCUCCCGAAGCCAACAAACCCUUCCAACAGGUCCAACCCCAACCCGAUUACAACCCCACAUUCCCGGUCUACGCCCCUCCCCCGCCCAUGUUCACCAAUAACUAUGUUAAUAAUUACGGGCCCCCUCCGGUGAUCAACAUGAACGGGAUGUUGUUGUAUGCGCCCACCCAAGUGAUGGCCACACAGGAUGGGCCCACGUACUUCAACCAAUUUUACCCCCCUUGUGCCCCGAUGUUCAACCAAAUAGACCCCGCGAUGGUGCCGCAAUGGCCCCAGAACCCCCAAAGAGCGGCCAACCAGUUCUCGAAUGCCCACUGGUCCACCAAACCCGAAAACAUUGACACGGCCAACCGAGGCCGUCAACUGCGCGCGGAAAGACUCCGUCAACAACGAUCUCUCACGCCCGGAUAUCAACAACAUGUCCAGACUGCCCGCAAUCAGCAGUCCAGACAAUCCAAAAACAAGAAGCUGUUUCCCACCAACAUUCGGCCAGGAGGCUCUCACGCCGCCUUGGAAACAUGUCAGAAUGCAAUGGUCAGACAGGUAAGAAAAAUUUCUGCUGUACUGGAGAUUAGACAGUUAACAGUAUCUCAGACUUUAACAAUGUCUUUUAGGAAUCAUCCCACGAUCUCCAUCACCGUCAGACCAACCGCGAAACUCAAGUGAAUGUCUAG
Bursaphelenchus xylophilus (pine wood nematode) is the source of this 5823-nucleotide messenger RNA. The record is from the annotation of a GenBank genome assembly. Lineage: Eukaryota; Metazoa; Nematoda; Chromadorea; Rhabditida; Aphelenchoididae.